AUGGCCGAAGGAAUUAUCAAGACGGAGCCCAGUCUGAGCAUCACCCAGGAUGGCAUCACUUUUGGAGUAGAGACCUCCCUGGGCAAAUUACCUAGGCCAGCAGGAUCCUCCAGACCACCUUCCCAUUGGUCCAAAGACCAUGGGCAGGAGUAUCUCGGUGAUCUGAACGGCGCUUUCGACUUGGCAGCUCAUAUUAGAUCAUCCCAGUGGCUAAAUAGCUACGAUCUUUAUAGACUGAAAGAUAGCAUCAGAUCGAAAUUGUGCAGUGUAUGGAAAGAUGAUAUUGAUGAUAUCGUUAAAACCAGUGUUGUCGUGAUGGGUUCAGAAAGGGGUGUGAAGAUUGAUAAACCUCUAACUGAUGGAGAGUAUACUACUGCACCGAAAAUCGAUUGGUCACGAGCUUUGACGGGAUCGUACCAUUUCUCAUCUGCAGAUAAGCCGAAAUAUCAUGAUACCGAUAUGGAACGUUUCCACUCAUGGAACUGGCAAGAUAACCAAGACAAUGUCAAAGAAGAAACGCUAAGAAUUCCCAUAAAGUUCUCGAAAGAUAUGUUAAGAACUGCCAUGCAUACCUCUCGAGACAUUCAAGUCCCUAGUCAUACCAUGGUAGUUACCUAUCCUUGGUCUCAAGGUGAUUAUAUCGAAGAUAUCGAUAAUUUGGUAUUCGAUUUUGAUUCAACUCGCAGGAUGUAUGGUCAAGCGAGAUCCGAGAAAAAUGGAUUGAACGAGGAAGAUCGGAUGAUACUCAGCCAAGUUGUUAAAUCGGCCUACACGCUCGCUUCUCGUAUCAGAGCACAUGAAUCUGGGGGCGAAGUCGAGACCGGUAAAGGUCUGUACAGAAAGGACGAUUUGAAUCGUGUUAUGAGUAAGUUGACGAGUCUUAAUGGACACACUGCCCAAAGGGGUAGAAGAUUAUCAUAUUUCAUAUCGGAUGAGGAGGGUGCCGCAACGAGGCAGAUCGAUCGUGAUGAUGAGUAUGAUCGAUGGAUUUGGAAAAACUUGUCCGUGGCAUCUGUUGACCAUGCUGGACCUGCACAACCAAUCGAUUUAGAGACAAUCAAGAGACUGCGGGAGAUCAGUGAAGGGUCUCAAGCUACCUUCGAUCAUCUGAAACAGUCUGAAGAUGGGCUCUCAGUGGCUGAUUAUAUACUGAGGUUGUAUUCUCUGGAUGACCGUGAGAAAGAUUUAGUUGCUGAUUCGAUGCUGUGCGGGAACAUUCUUGAAGAAGUUGCGGAUGGGGCGGAGUGA
Kwoniella mangroviensis CBS 8507 is the source of this 1248-nucleotide messenger RNA. RefSeq lists its product as uncharacterized. Lineage: Eukaryota; Fungi; Basidiomycota; Tremellomycetes; Tremellales; Cryptococcaceae. The transcript has a single exon. The coding region runs from base 1 to 1248 and encodes 415 amino acids. The record is from RefSeq and is a predicted model, not a curated record.